Molecule: messenger RNA, 815 nt
Organism: Penaeus vannamei (Pacific white shrimp)
Lineage: Eukaryota; Metazoa; Arthropoda; Malacostraca; Decapoda; Penaeidae
Source: RefSeq, a predicted model, not a curated record
ACCCAGCAGGGACCAACACGAGUAUCAACAACUCCAACUUACCAUGAUCAGCUGCUGUUGCCCUGCUGUUCGCCUGCUGUCCUCCUGCUGUGGCCGCCGCUGUUAAGGGAGAGGGAGAGAAGCGCGAGACGAGGGGGACGUCCUGCCACCAAAAUGGAGCUCGAUAAGUGGCCCAUUUUCAGCCUCCUGAAGCCGGAGUUCAUUGAGAAGAUGAGGAUGGCCUGUGUCUUCGGUAGCCUAGGUAACGAAGCUGUCAUAGUAACCAAAGAUGAUGAUGUCUAUGCCCUUGGGUUCAAUGGCUCAGGAUGUCUUGGGGUCGGAGAUCAGAACAGCACCAUGGAACCUCGUAAAAUUGAACCUCUGUGCCAGAAAAAAGUCAAAGGAGUAGCAUAUGGCAGUGGACCACACGUUCUAGCAUACACCGAGAGUGGAGAGCUCUACUCAUGGGGCCACAAUGGCUAUUGCCAGUUAGGCAAUGGCUCCACCAACCAGGGGCUCACACCGUACCUCGUUACAACACACCUUCACAAUAAGAGGGUCACGCGGAUUGCUGCUGGGUCACACCACUCACUUGCUCUCACAGAGGAAGGAGAGGUACUAGCCUGGGGUCAGAAUAACUGCGGCCAGGUUGGCUCUGGGACGACAACUAACCAGCCCACACCAAGGAAAGUGAUAGCAAGCAUAGGAGGCAGAAGGGUUGUGGACAUUGCUUGCGGCCAAACUUCCUCUAUGGCUGUGAUGGACAACGGGGAGGUUUAUGGAUGGGGUCUGAACAGUAAUGGACAGUUAGGUCUUGGCAACAAUGUGAACCAACA